Messenger RNA from Syngnathus acus (greater pipefish), 4979 nucleotides. It is a transcript of the gene gucy2c, whose product is annotated as guanylate cyclase 2C. Lineage: Eukaryota; Metazoa; Chordata; Actinopteri; Syngnathiformes; Syngnathidae. The transcript is spliced from 27 exons. Gene Ontology annotation, molecular function: ATP binding; guanylate cyclase activity; protein kinase activity. The record is from RefSeq and is a predicted model, not a curated record. Gene Ontology annotation, biological process: receptor guanylyl cyclase signaling pathway; intracellular signal transduction; protein phosphorylation. The coding region runs from base 499 to 3777 and encodes 1092 amino acids.
UAACCAGUCAUGUUAAUUCAACCAAUCAAUUAUUAGCACUCCUCUGUCACUUCGAUUGUGAAGAUUUCCAUGUCGGAAAGGUCAGCGUAUAAUUAAAAUAAUACUGGGGUGGUUUAGUGUUGGCCCUAACGGAGUGUGGGAGUCUUCAACGGCCGGCUUGCCUUGGCCUGGAUGGUGUUGUGACUAUCAGUUGUUCAUUAACGCACAGAGGGAGGACUGAUAGCGCAAGCACACAGCAAGCAGGAGGAUUAUUGCUCUCAAGCUUUCACCGGCGAAGCAGCGGCAGGGUGGCAGUCUUCCGCAUUGUCUUUACAAAAUCUCAGUAAAAAGCAGAUUUUUUUUUUUCCCUGCGCUUGGAUGAAGGACUGUGAAUCAACAGAUUUUUUUUUUGCCUCUUCGCUUUGGAUUGAAGCAAUCUCAGGAGGUGCUCAACUCUGAAAAGAAGUGAUUUUUUUCUUGAGGGGGGGGAGAUGUAGGAACUGUGGCAAGACAAAAAAAAUGACUAUAAUGUGGUAUAAGAUGAGAGGUUUGAAUAGUUUACCUUACCUGGGAAUGUUAGUCAUGGCGGUGAUUGGCAACAAGAUGCUGGACGACUGUCUGGCGUCCAAACGUCGAUUCACUAUGAACGUUGUGCUGCUGGAAGACAACACGUACGAGUGGAGUCGGCCCUUCGUGGAGGCGGCGGUGGAGCAAGCCAUUGAAGAGGACAGGAAGGAGAAUAUUAAACAUAAUUUAAGCUUCGCUUUGACAGCUAACUACCACGGCUUCAACACGACCCUGUACAACCGGCAAGGCUGUGGCAGCAGCACUUGCGAAGGCGUGGCCAUACUCAAGAUGCUAUAUAAUAAUGGUGACGUCGGUUGUGUCAUGCUGGGCCCUUCGUGCACGUACGCUACCUUCCAGUUAGUGGAUGAUGAAAUUGGCCUGACCCUAAGCACGCCCGUCAUUUCCGCCGGGAGCUUCGGCCUCUCUUGCGACUACAAGCCGAAAUUGACUCGGAUUUUGCCGCCGGCACGCAAGAUCUCGGAUAUGUUCUACCACUUUCUGAAGGAGGAGUUGCCAUUCAAGGAUGAAUGGCAGCAUGUUUACGUAUAUAAGAAGUCCAGCGAUAACGCGACAGAGGAUUGCUUCUGGUAUACCAAUGGACUGGAAGCUCCUUCCGCCAACUUUGCUACAAAAAUCAGAAGAGAAAUGCUACGUACUGAGGACGACUUAAAGGAAGCUCUCAUAGAUGACCAACGACACAGUAACAUUUUCAUCAUUUGUGGCCGUGUUGAUGACAUCAUUUCAAUCAAAUCCAAAGUGUUCCCGAUUCCGCCAGAUAUCAUGUUCAUUCUCAUGGAUAUUUACAAUCCUGAGUAUUAUGUCAACACGACAUCCAAUCAGGCCAUGCGUAACGUCCUGGUCGUCACUCUCCCGCAGAGAAACUACAACUACGGAUCGACUUUACCUUAUAACGACACGAUUAAUGACUAUGUGGCUGGCUAUCAUGACGCCGCUUUACUGUUUGGUAAAGUGCUCAGGGAGAGGAUGCUCAGUCAGAGGAAUAACUCUGGUCGCAAAGGAGCUAAUGACGUCCCGCUUAGUGAUAAUCCAUUCGGGAAUGCUUCCUUCUAUGGUAUGGCAGGCCAUUAUGUCUUGGACAAGUACGGUGACAGAGACGUUAACUUCACCAUGAUUUACACAUCCACUCUAACCGGCAAGUAUGAGACUUUGCUAGUGUUUGACACGUCGAGGAAUGAAACUAUAGAUGUGGCCCAAAAACCUGCUCUGGCUUGGAAAGGAAAUCGCUUGCCUCAAGAUAUACCGGAAAAUUCCAAUGUCUUGACCACGCAGACUGUGAUUGUGAUCGUUCUGAGCCUGAGUGUUGUCGUGGUGACCGUCGUCGCGCUCAUCUUCUACAGGCAGAACAGAAAACAACGUCCGAUGCAAAAAAGGUGGUCUCACAUCAACCCUCACCUGAUUGGUCCACUGGAUGAGAAGGAGGUCUCCCUAAAGAUUGAUGAAGAUAAGAGGAAGGAUAGCACGUUCUACUCCCGUCGUGGCCGCUAUGAUAAAAAGCCCGUCAUCUUAAAAGAGCUCAAACAAACCGAUGGAGACUUCACAGACGAGCAGAAGAUUGAGCUUAACACUCUGCUGCGUAUCGAUUACUACAACUUGACCAAGUUCUACGGCACGGUGAAGUUUGAGUAUGCCGUGUUUGGGAUGUUUGAGCUGUGCUCCAGGGGAUCCCUCAGGUACAUUCUGAACGACAGAAUUUCCUACCCAGAUGAAACGUUCAUGGACAUGGAGUUUAAAAUAUCAGUCAUGUAUGAUAUCGCAAAGGGCAUGUCUUAUCUCCACUCCAGUAACAUUGCAGUCCACGGGCGCCUCAAAUCCACCAACUGUGUGGUUGACAACCGCAUGGUGGUGAAAAUCACCGAUUUUGGCUGUCAUACACUUUUGAGGCCAGGCAGAGAUGUAUGGACAGCACCGGAACAUCUCCGUAAAGAUGGUGUAUCUCAAAAAGGAGAUGUCUACAGCUAUGGCAUCAUCGCACAUGAAAUCAUUCUGAGGCAGCCUCCGUUUUAUACUCAAUACAAUUUGGGUCGUGCAGAGAAGAUUUACAGGGUGCAGUAUCCUAACGGGAUGCGUGUCUUCAGACCGGAACUCAACUUUGAUGGAGUGUCAGAGAAAGAAACUGAGUUGUACAUGUUGAUGAACAACUGCUGGGAUGAAGAUCCUGAACGGAGGCCAGAUUUUAAGAAAAUCGAGUUAACGCUGGGUAAGAUUUUCAGCAAUUUGCACAAUCAAGCCACCGAGACAUACAUGGACAACCUGAUCCGCCGUCUCCAGAUGUACUCGAGGACUUUGGAGAAUCUGGUGGAGGAGAGGACAGCUUUGUACAAGGCUGAGAGGGACAGAGCAGACCGUCUUAACUUCAUGCUACUUCCCGGCCCAGUGGUGAGGUCACUGAAGGAGACAGGCAUAGUGGAGCCGGAGCUCUACGAAGAAGUGACGGUGUAUUUUAGCGACAUUGUCGGAUUCACCACACUUUGCCACUACAGCACACCCAUGGAGGUGGUGGACAUGCUCAAUGAGAUCUACAAGAACUUUGACAGCGUCCUCGACCACCAUGAUGUCUACAAGGUCGAGACAAUUGGCGAUGCGUACAUGGUCGCAUCGGGUCUGCCAAAACGCAACGGCGACAGGCAUGCCGUGGACAUUGCACACAUGGCACUGGACAUCUUGUCAUUUGUUGGGACGUUUGAGCUGCAGCACUUGCCGGGCAUUCCUUUGUGGAUACGGAUUGGCGUGCAUUCAGGUCCCUGUGCUGCUGGAGUGGUGGGGAACAAGAUGCCCCGCUAUUGUCUAUUUGGAGAUACAGUCAACACGGCAUCACGAAUGGAGUCCACGGGCCUGCCUCUGAGAAUCCAUGUAAGUCAGUCCACCAUCAACAUUCUGCAGAGGACUGAUUGUCAAUUUCAGUAUGAGCAAAGAGGAGAGACGUAUCUGAAGGGGAAAGGCAAGGAGAUGACUUACUGGUUAACUGGAGUGACCGGAGGCAAAUACAAUCUACCUACACCACCAACAGCGGAGAACAUCCAGCGACUGCAGCAAGACCUGGCCGACAUGAUCGUAUCCAGCCUGGAAAAGCGUGGAAAAGGCAGAGAGAGUUUCGAAAAGAGGAAAACUUUGUCCACCAGACGGAGAGAAACUAGCGGCAGUCUGCACGGGGAAAGUUCCCCGGAAUAUUUCCACCUAGCUGUCACUGAUAACCCCAGUACUUAUCUGUGAUGAUAGAUUACUACCAGCCAUAAUCUGCAGCAAAUGAACACUGCUGGACAGGACAGAGUAGCAGUGACUCACCCAGGCAUGUGGAAACUGAGACUCGCACUAUGCUGUUGCAUUGACAAGUCGUUAUUUUCGCAUCAUGUUCGUUCUUCACUUGCAACUGCCGCCUAGCAGCAACCUUCUAAAAAGAGCAAGGAUGGAAUUUGACCUGACAUGAUAUGAACACUGCCUUUAUUUAAAGAACACAACAUGGGGAUGCUAAUCUAAUAAGUGAUGCGCUAAUAUGUUUUGUAUUUGCACCACAUUGUCUGCACGGAUUGAGCAUUUGACAAAGGGAUGGAAUAAUCACUUGGGUUUAGUGUGCAAAAUACUUGACUUUAGUAUUUCCUAGUAUUCAUUCACAGGUUCUGAAAGAUGCAAGUGUUGUAUAUUUAACUAUUCACAGCCACAUGAGUCAAAAGCAAAAUUUCUUCCUAAAACUGCAAACACACAAAGAAGGCUUAAGUGCACUUUUGUUAUGCGGUGGUGACCUCUUAUCGGGUGAUAUUUUUCCAUCACAGAUAUUGAUUAGGCACCAAACAUUCAAUGUGAUCUAUUUGCAAUGUUAUAAAUUGCAGAGAUGACGAAAAUCCGUUGGGUUUUAUUUUUAAAUGUCGCAAAUUAAACUGAAUUCAUCAACCGGGUUAAGCAGCGUAUCCACGCUGUUGCUAGGCAGAGUUGUUGGGCACUUAAACAGAAUGUCAUGUUUAAAGAUGCCACUAACAGAAUUGGUCGAUUUCUGGAUGCCUACUGUGGCAGUUAAUGUGAUUGCAACAGAAUCCCGCCGAGAAAGAUGUCUGAAGUUGAAAUAGAAUCUACACAGUUUUGGUUGUAACCAAUGCCGUGCCACCAAGUUCUGUGGCAGGAAGUGGAAGUCUGUGCUCUCUCAUGGCAUUGCAAAGUAGCAGCACUCCAAUCUCCUCAGCAUGGUCUGUUUCCCCUCUGCAAGUUCCCUUCUGACAUUUUGAGGUCCCCCUGCAAUUGACAAAGUCGUCAUCCCAUUUUGAGGUGUUGUGGGGUCCCUGGUGGUUAAGGUGGGCACAGGCUGAAAAGGCUGGUGAUGCUGAAGGGGACAAGUGACUUUCAACGGGCGGCUCUAUUUUUUGGGGAUGCUCAGGUUCAGAUUCCACUUCUUCUGCAAUGAAAUAAAUGAGAACAACAAAUAA